UGAUUUUCAUAUAUGUUAAUUUGUUCGCUUCCUCUUGCCAUUUGCCCCCGACCUCCGCUGACAGCGAGCACAUGUUUAUCUAGCCGUCCCAUGCCUUGGCUGCUGGUGCAACCCAUAAGCUCGUCAUGGCUAUCGGAAGAUGAUACCAUCCUUGCUGUUUGUUUGCAUCAAGUUUUGUUUAAGUAGGCCAGAUCUUUCAUAGUGGUAUACCCACGAGCACAAGAUGAGAUCCACACUCCUCCUCUUGUCAGGGCUAGUGGCCACAGCUUUUAGUGCUGCAGUGCCUGUUGAACGAGAUGCUCUGGUCGCACGUGAGAAGGAAACAGUGACAGUGAUCGUCACAGUUACCUCUACAACCACAAGGAGCAGCAGUACGAAAAGGACUACCGCGCAGCCAACCGCCACUGUAGUGUAUGUUACAGUGACUUCUUUCUACACAUCACAAUAUCCAAUCACAAGCGCUCCAGCUACCUACACAGGAUGGACUGGAUUCCACCCUCCAUGGUGGAGUUGGUUCACAGCAAGUAAUCACCCAGUCACCGUCACCGAUUCGAUUGGACCUGUCACUGUUUAUUCUCCGAUUUACGUCACAGUGACCGAAACUGAUCCUGGUGACGAUAAUUAUGCUGCCACUGUCACGCUGCCUGCUCUGACCGUGCCUGUCAAGCGUGACGAGGGUAAGCAUACUCAUGAGUUGGAAAUGAAGCGGGCCUGUAAUGUUUAAGAGUAGAGGAAGGAAAGAUAGAAGGUUGACGGAGUCACGAAAGGGGGCGUCGUUGGACUAGCCUAUAAUACAAAUCCUUUGUCCAGCUUCCCCUUUACUCUUUGCUCUGGAGUUUUGCCGCGCGUCCAUCUGCUUUUUGUUGCAAAAGGGAUCAGCUACUAAC
Molecule: messenger RNA, 887 nt
Organism: Mollisia scopiformis
Lineage: Eukaryota; Fungi; Ascomycota; Leotiomycetes; Helotiales; Mollisiaceae
Exons: 6
Coding region: 224-724 (166 amino acids)
Source: RefSeq, a predicted model, not a curated record